AUGUUAUACAUGUGGUCAGCCUGGGCAUUAUGCCAGAUAUUGUUCGCAAUAUUUAAACCAGUGAUGGAAUCACGUAAUGGUGGUAGUGGCUCCAACAAUCACAAUAUAAAACCAUCACCUUUAACAUUUAUUACAGUUCCAGUGAAUGGAAAAAUGAUCAAAACCUUGGUGGAUACUGGAGCAAUCAAUUCAAUUAUUAAUCAAUCCACCUUAUCAAAGCUUCAUCAUGCACCCAUCACAAGAAAAAGUUAUUAUUAUCAAUUAGUCAAUAAGACUAAUAUGCAUUUUAUUGGCGAAGUACAACUGAAGGUUAGAAUUAAAUAUAUAACCACCUGGGUUACGGCCUUGGUGACGGAUUCAUUAUGUACCAAUUUUAUUUUGGGUAAAGAUUGGAUACGACAAUACCAAGGUGAUGUAUUAGAAAGCAGUCAGGAGAUUAGAAUUAGAAUUAGAUCUGGUCCAGUAUCAAUACCAUUUGAUGAAGAUACAGAAAAUGUUGCGUUUGAUAUUAAACUUCUUCAUCCAAUUAUAUUAGAUCCACGACAAGAAUGUGAGGUUGAAGCACAAGUUCCCAUUUCAACAGCUGACACAGUUAUAUUUCAUCCAAAACAACAACUUCAACAUAAUCCGGCAAUUUUGAUGCCACAUGCAUUACUGAAAAUUACAAAUUAUACGACAAAAUUGACGGUGAUCAAUCUAAAUGACCAUCAAAGACACAUUCCACGGAAUACCAGCUUAGGUGUUAUUACCUAUGCUCCAUCUAGUGUGCAAUGUUUUGCAUUAACUUCAUCAUCACCAUCAAAACGACACUCAUCCUUGGAUAUUCAACACAAUGAUAGCAGAACUCAGCAAUCACCAACAUCAAGUGAUAUUGAUAAUACCAUACAUAAAUUGAUCAACCAUUUAGAUGAACAAAAACAACAAGAAGUAUAUCCAAUGUUAUUGAAACAUCGAACAUUAUUUAAUUUAUCAAAAAUGACAAUCGCCAAUACACAGAUUCGACAUGUAAUUCGCACGGGUGAUCAUAAUCCGAUUAGUUCCAGGCCAUAUUCAAAAACAACAAAUAUUAGCAGAACACCUCAACAGAUGGGAAAGAAUUAUCUCAUUAGACGUUCAACCUCACCAUGGGCGUCUCCAGUUGUCUUGAUCAAGAAGAAAGACGGGUCAACUAGAUUUUGUGUAGAUUACAAGAAACUUAACAACAUCACCAAAAAAGAUUCCUAUCCAUUACCACAUAUGGGAGAAACAAUUAAUCGCUUUGAUGGUCACCAAUAUUUCACCAAAUUAGAUCUUAAAUCUGGCUAUUUCCAAAUACCCAUCCAAGAAGAUGAUAAAGAAAAAACAGCAUUCAUUCUUCAGGAUGGUCACUGGAAAUUCGAUGUGUUACCACAAGAUCCAUCAAAAUGUUCAUUAAUUCACCUACAAAUGGAUUAUUUAGGCCACACAGCCAACAACGAAGGUGUUACACCUUUGAUGGAUAAAGUUAAAGCUCUUAUUGAUUUACCGACACCAAAAUCAAUUAAGGACGUUGAUGCAUUUUUGGGAGCAGCUACUUAUGAACAAUUGAAAGAAAGUUUAUCAACAGAACCGUUAUUAUUGUCAUUUGCCGACUCAUCAUCACCACUGGUUUUAUCAACAGAUGCAUCCGACAUUGGUUAUGGUGGCGUUUUAAAACAAAUUACCAAAGACGGUCCAAAGCCAAUCAGCUAUUUAUCACGUAAAUUAAAUCCGGCGGAGAAAAGAUAUGAUACCACCGAAAAGGAAUGUCUAGCCAUGGUGCGUUGUAUUGAAGAAUUUAGAUCAUAUCUAUUAGGACGAGAAUUUACAGUGAAAACUGGCCAUUGUCCGUUGUGUAAUUUUCAUAAAAAACCGUCCAAAGUGGAUAGAUGGUCAAUUGGUUUAGGUGAAUAUGAUAUCGUUGAAAUAAAAUAUAAAAAAGGCAAAUGUAACUGUGAUGCGGAUUUAAUGUCAAGAUAUCCAGCAACAACAUUCAAUGACCAGAUAACAUCAAGAAACGUUAAAGGUAGAAUGAAUGGUGCACUAAUUGACGAUGAAGAAGAAGUAAAUCCACAAGUUAAUGUAAUUUACUAG
Messenger RNA from Didymodactylos carnosus, 2091 nucleotides. The record is from the annotation of a GenBank genome assembly. Lineage: Eukaryota; Metazoa; Rotifera; Eurotatoria; Philodinida; Philodinidae.